CCUUCCUCGAUCUCCACCCCACUACUCAAAGGCCAACUUUAGCAGCCUUCAGCACCUUGUUAUUUCAGUAAAAAUGGCUGAGGAAUCCAAAUACGAAUACACGCCAUCCGUUGCGGCUGCAGCUAUCUUUAUCGUUGUCUUCCUAAUUCUGCUCGUGGUCCAUACUUUUCGCCUCUUCAAGACGCGAACAUGGUUUUGUACUUCGUUCGUCGUCGGCACUAUCCUCGAGAUCAUUGGAUACGGCGCCCGUGCGGUGGGCAAAUCCAAACCUGCCGCCAUGGUCCCAUACAUCAUCCAGGCCCUAUUCAUCCUCCUUGCCCCUAUAUUGUUUGCCGCGUCGGUAUACAUGUUUCUUGGUCGCCUCAUCCAAGCUACAGGCUGCGCGCAUUACUCAAUGAUACGCCCUACGCGGCUCACGAAGAUCUUCGUCGGCGGCGACGUACUGUGCUUCCUAAUCCAAGCCGUGGGGACUGCCAUACUAGCCGGCUCCGACAGCAAGAAAGGCUCUGAUCUAGGAAAGGCUGUCAUCUUGACUGGACUUUGCUUGCAGAUGGCCAUUUUUGCAUUCUUUGUCGUAAUCGCUGCGGUGUGGCACAGGCGUGUAUCAGCACUAGGCAGCGAGAAGCCUCAGAUUGGGCAGUGGAACUGGCUUCGAUACCAGAAUAUGCUGUACAUUGUCAGUGGAAUUAUCACGUUGAGAAACCUUUUCAGAGUCAUUGAGUACGCUAUGGGUAAGGACGGCUACCUCCUGGCUAACGAGUGGCCUAUCUAUGUCUUCGAUGCUACUUUGAUGGCUGGUGUCCUAGUCAUCUGCAGCUACUGGUACAUCGGACCCACUCUGAAGCAGGCAGCCGACCUGGUAGAUUCCGAACUUGAGAUUAUUCCUCAGAAUUCUCAGUAAAGAGUGCUCGGCUCUUCAUGAUACCUCAAAAAC
This is a messenger RNA of Boeremia exigua, 934 nucleotides long. Its product is annotated as RTA1 like protein-domain-containing protein. The transcript has 3 exons. Gene Ontology annotation, cellular component: membrane. Lineage: Eukaryota; Fungi; Ascomycota; Dothideomycetes; Pleosporales; Didymellaceae. Bases 74 to 901 code for a protein of 275 amino acids. The record is from RefSeq and is a predicted model, not a curated record.